AUGCCUUCAUUUGUAGAGUGUGAGGAACAGCGGGAUGCGGCUAAAUCCGCUGAUAGGUCCUCAAAGUCGAAAAUCUUUAUCGAUGCGGCAUUCGUGCCUCAGUGCAACAAAGACGGCAGCUUCAAGCCAAUCCAGUGCGACAACUUUGCGCGCGUGUGUUGGUGCGUCGACAAAGACGGGCUCGAGAUUCACGGCUCUCGCAGCGUCGGCGAGGCCAAGCCGAAUUGUUCAGCGUCUUCGUCUGUAUACACAUCCGUGUCAGACGUUUCGGGUAAUGAGACUUCUUCUGUUGUCGUUUCUUCUCCUUCAGUAGAGUGUUUUCUGACCUGA
Soboliphyme baturini is the source of this 330-nucleotide messenger RNA. Lineage: Eukaryota; Metazoa; Nematoda; Enoplea; Dioctophymatida; Soboliphymatidae. The record is from the annotation of a GenBank genome assembly.